Messenger RNA from Lates calcarifer (barramundi perch), 2754 nucleotides. It is a transcript of the gene slc25a1b, whose product is annotated as slc25a1 solute carrier family 25 member 1b. NCBI's taxonomy places the organism in Eukaryota, Metazoa, Chordata, Actinopteri, Centropomidae. Gene Ontology annotation, biological process: mitochondrial citrate transmembrane transport. The transcript is spliced from 10 exons. The coding region runs from base 655 to 1257 and encodes 200 amino acids. The record is from RefSeq and is a predicted model, not a curated record.
AUGAACACUGACUCGACGCUAUCAGCCUGUGUGUGUGCGCCACGGUGAGAACUUCCCUGUCAAAAGUACACACACACUGUCACCUCCAGAGCAGCACCACCAAAGGUCCAAUGGUCAGCACCGCCUGCCUGCCCUUUGAAUGCCUGCACCGCGACUCCUGCUGCUGCACAGAGCACCCGGACUGCAGGAGGGCUUGAAGGCUGACUGGGUUUGCAGCAACCGAGCACGACGGUAUUGACAGAGAAAAAGGAAAAAAAGUUUUGCCGGGGUAUCGCAGUCAUGUCCGGACAACCUAGCUUUGUAAACCCGUUCCCCAGACCCCGCUGUUUGGCCGCUGCAGCUGCGGAGGGCAAAGCCAAACUCACGCACCCUGGAAAGGCUAUUCUGGCAGCUUGAAUACGAGGACGUAACGCAGGUGGGAUUGCGGGAGGUAUAGAGAUCUGCAUCACCUUCCCAACUGAGUACGUUAAAACGCAGCUGCAGCUCGAUGAAAAGGCAAAUCCUCCCAAAUACAAAGGCAUCGUUGACUGUGUGAAGCAGACAGUGAACAGUCAUGGGGUGAGGGGUCUUUACAGAGGGCUGAGCUCACUGCUGUAUGGCUCUAUACCCAAAGCAGCCGUCAGGUUUGGGGUGUUUGAGUUCCUCAGUAAUAAGAUGCGUGAUGAGAACGGUAAGCUAGACAGCAAGAGAGGAUUCCUCUGUGGUCUUGGAGCUGGAGUUGCAGAAGCUGUGUUUGUAGUCUGUCCUAUGGAGACAGUAAAGGUGAAAUUCAUCCACGAUCAGACAUCAGCAAACCCAAAGUACAGGGGAUUUUUCCACGGGGUGAGGGAGAUCAUUCGAACUCAAGGACUGAAGGGGACCUAUCAGGGCCUAACAGCCACUGUACUGAAGCAGGGCUCCAACCAGGCCAUCCGCUUCUACGUCAUGACUUCACUGAGGAACUGGUACAAAGGUGACAACCCCAACAAAACCAUCAACCCUCUGUUGACUGGACUGUUUGGAGCUGUUGCUGGUGCUGCCAGUGUGUUUGGAAACACUCCCCUGGAUGUCAUUAAAACCAGGAUGCAGGGUCUCGAAGCUCACAAGUACAAAAGCACAAUGGACUGCGCCGUUAAGAUCAUGAAGCAUGAGGGACCAAUGGCGUUCUACAAAGGUACUGUUCCUCGGCUGGGUCGGGUGUGUAUGGACGUGGCCAUAGUAUUCAUCAUCUACGAGGAAGUCGUGAAGGUCCUGAACAAAGUUUGGAAGACGGACUGAAACACACCGUGGUGCUACACGAGCAGGAGUGUUAGAACAGGCCACACACAUUAUAAACCAGGCCAAACUAAUCUCCUUAAACACUGCUUCAGUUAGGUUCUAAUAUCUACCUCCUAGUGAUUUUCAGAAAGAAAGAAAGGGAUUGGUAUGUUCUUGAUUUUAUUUAUAACACAGCUAUGACAAGUGAGAAGCAUUAUCUGCAUGAAAAAAGCUCCAGGCUGCAGAGUCACUGCUUACACUUGCUGUUUUGUCUUAAAUUCCAGAGAGGGGGAAGUUCCUUAAGAGCUCAGGGAAAAGAACGGGGCAUUCAUUUAGAUCUGCUCGACUAGAGAAAUGGGAACACUGUCAGCACAAAGGUUCACCUGCAGCUCUUUGAGUUCACUUAUAUUAUGCUGUUAUGUACUUAAUCAAAAAGAAACCAAUACCCGACCCAACAUAAUGUGAUUCAGACACUAUAGACAAAGAAAUUAUACUUGAAAAUUAGAGAUUAUACCAGAGAUCAAACGUUUUAAAGCCCUCUUUAUAUGCAAAUAUUUAGAUUUUUCUUCCUUCUUUUAAAACACAGUUGAAACCCAUUUUGUUCAGUAUCUGAUGGAAUAAUUCAUAUUCAGAUAUCACAUUCUGCAGAGGUUAGGGUACUAAAUGCCUUAAAUCACGAUUGUAGGAUCCACAGAGAUGCAGUUACACAUAAUCAACGCACAUUUCCACAACAAACAGUGGUUGAAGAGGGUUCACUUUUAAGUUGCAGAGAUGUUUUUAAUCAGCUAACUCACUAGACUGAUGCUAUAAAAAAGUGCCUAUGUAUUAUAUGAUUCAUUUUGAGAUCUUUUGAGAUUAAGAAUGAUUGAAUGUUGUAUGUACUUAGUCACUACAGAUUGUUUUUUAAUAACGUACUCAGCUGCACACACUGCACUGGUGCCAGAUCUGAGGAACAGUAUAUCUGAGAUGUUCAUAUCCUCUCAGUUCAUUAUAACUGUUAGUGUUUUUGCCUCUAAAUUUUAAAUUGCCUUGAAUGCAUAGAGUUGCCUGUUUGAGAAAAUACCAUUAAUAGUGCCUUCCAUCUCAUUCCAUGGAGGAUGACUGGUGUAGAAAAGCUUUUAUUGCAGAUUCUGUUUUUUUAAUUUUUAACUAUGUAUUGUUAAUUGCCUUUACUUUUAACACGAACUGACAACCCAAUGUGCCAACUGCUGCUCAGAAAUGUAAUGCCUUGUUGUAGACUGGACUUUGUAGCUUGUGAAUCUGGCAUGUUUACAUGCAGUGCAAUGCAUUUUUUUUUUCUCAUCACACGGUCUUUGUGUAUGAUACACAGUGUUUACUUUGAGCUCCUUUUUCAGCCUCAUGUUAAUCCAGGCCUUGCAUACAUGUAGACCUAUGUCACAGGUAUUUAAAUAUCUGUGGUGUUUUCAUAUUAUCCUGUAGCUAAACCCAGUAUUGUGCCUUCAGUCUAAUUAAUUCUAAUACGUAUGCUCACAAAUAAACAUCGGAUCAGACUGUUAA